Messenger RNA from Olea europaea var. sylvestris, 406 nucleotides. Its product is annotated as RING-H2 finger protein ATL47-like. The annotation marks the transcript as partial. NCBI's taxonomy places the organism in Eukaryota, Viridiplantae, Streptophyta, Magnoliopsida, Lamiales, Oleaceae. The transcript has a single exon. The record is from RefSeq and is a predicted model, not a curated record. Gene Ontology annotation, molecular function: ubiquitin protein ligase activity. Gene Ontology annotation, biological process: protein ubiquitination.
AUGAUUCAGAAUCAGAUAGUGCCUCAACCAGCUAUGCUAACCUAUAUAGUUCUCGUUGUAACACAACUGAAGUGGGCGUGGGAUUAUCUUCUUUAUCAAUCUUUCUUUGUUCAGUCUCCCGGAAUCAGAUUGCCGGAGUAUGCUGAUGAUCUUAGUGUUAUGUGCUACGAAAAUAACUCAAACUCUGGAGAUUCAGUAGAAUGUGCUGUUUGUUUAUGCAAGAUUGAGGUAGGAGAUGAAAUCAGAGAACUUAGAUGUGAUCAUUUGUUUCACAGAGUUUGUUUGGAUAGGUGGCUUGGUUAUGGGCACAUGACGUGCCCUCUUUGCCGGGAAAAUUUAAGGCUGCCGCCACUCCAUCAGGAACUGAUUGCUAUUAACUUCUGCGCUGCCACUUCUAGGGAUCGCU